This is a messenger RNA of Triticum urartu, 648 nucleotides long. RefSeq names its product protein VASCULATURE COMPLEXITY AND CONNECTIVITY-like. NCBI's taxonomy places the organism in Eukaryota, Viridiplantae, Streptophyta, Magnoliopsida, Poales, Poaceae. The record is from RefSeq and is a predicted model, not a curated record.
AUGAAGACGGGCGUGAUCAUCUUGUCCGUCGUGGUAGCGGUUUUUGGGGUGGCAAGCGCUGUGCUGGGGUUGAUCGCCGAGGGCGCCAAGCUCACGCCGAAUGACAUCAAGAUAUCCAGAAACGAGUGCGUGUACCCUGACAACCCGGCAUACGCACUGGGGCUAGUGGCGGCCCUCCUGCUGCUGGUGGCCCAGAUCACCGCCUCCGCCGUCGGCGGCUGCUGCGGCUGCUGCAAGCCUCGGGGCGCCGGCUUCUCCGGGUCCAAGCGUUCCAGGUCCAAGAGGGUCAUUGGCCUUGGCGCCCUUCUCUGCCUCGUCUCAUGGAUAGCAGCGUUGAUCGCGGAGUGGUUCUUCUUGCAAGGUGCGUUCGGGAAUGCCCCCAUGACCCGCAGAACUCCACAGGGCCAGGGAUGUACCUACCUCAAGGACGGCGUCUUCAGGAUGGGCGCCAUUCUGAGCAUCCUCGCCACCGUGCUCGGGAUCAUAUCUUACAUCGUGCUUUACGUGGCGAUGGCGGCGGCGGCGGGUGCUGGUACUACCGCUACCCUGGGCGCCGUGGCGGGGCCGUCGUCGGCGGGCGAGACCAAGCACGACGGCAUCGCGAUCGGCCAGCCUGCUGUCGCUCAACAGCAGUCGCAAGCGGUGUAG